AUGAAGAUAGUUAUACAACGAGUAAUAAGCGCUGAAUUUAUAAGCAAAAACGAGUUAGUUUCUAAAAUCGGUAAUGGAAUUUAUGUACUCGUCGGUGCUGAACAGGGAGAUACAAUGGAAGACGUAGACUAUGUUGCGAAAAAGAUUCUAAACUGUAAAUUUUUCAACGACUCUGAACUAGGUUUUCCCGACGAUUCGAGCCACCGCUGGAAAAAAUCUGUCAAGGAACGCGGUCUUGAAAUUCUUAUUGCGACAAAUUUCACAUUACCAUCGAGUUUGAAAAAGGGAACUAAACCCAGCUUGUGUUUAGCGCUAGAUCCCGAACAAGCCAGGUACUACGAAAUUAAAGUUCCAGGUCUGGACUAA
This is a messenger RNA of Dermatophagoides pteronyssinus (European house dust mite), 366 nucleotides long. RefSeq names its product D-aminoacyl-tRNA deacylase-like. The record is from RefSeq and is a predicted model, not a curated record. NCBI's taxonomy places the organism in Eukaryota, Metazoa, Arthropoda, Arachnida, Sarcoptiformes, Pyroglyphidae.